Molecule: messenger RNA, 2404 nt
Organism: Marchantia polymorpha subsp. ruderalis
Lineage: Eukaryota; Viridiplantae; Streptophyta; Marchantiopsida; Marchantiales; Marchantiaceae
Source: the annotation of a GenBank genome assembly
AGCAAUAAGAAUCGCUGUACAAAACGAUCGUCGGCACUCCAAAUGGUCGAUAUACUUCACGGAAACAACGAUAUACAAGGAGAACACCCCGUGGUAAACAGAGGAACAUUACCUCUGCGGUUGGGGUCAGGGUGACGCGAGUUGAGCUAUGACCACAAAGUGAAAUUGCUUCCGUUACCGUAGACAGCAUUCUAGACAGGGCCGCAUGUCCAACCUAACAGCUUCAAAGUCCUGUUGAUUGACCAGCGCGCUUGCUGUACUUCUACCACUGUCACUACUCAGCAGCCCGUGUUUCGAUACAAACACGUGACAACCACAUCGAAAAGAUGAAGCAAAAGUGACUUUCGUUGGCUCUGGCGGGCCUUCUCUGUUCCUAACAAGCAAGAUGCCCUUUCCUCGAUCUCGUCCAGUAGACGGAAGAACUACUCGCUUUCAUGGUGGUCCAAGCGUUCCGAGUCCUCGUCAAGUGUCCAGACUUGACGUCUGUCGGUCUUCGUUUUGUCAUAUGGGCUACCGUACAUACUCUAUGCUCUAUGGAUGCAAGUAUUUCCGAGCUGACAGUCCUCUGCUCGAGCUUGAGUCUGAGCCACGACACUGUCUCAAAGUAGUGGACCUGUUUUCUUCCUUCAUAGGCUCUACGUUGCCUGAACGUUCAAGUCAAACGAUCAUUGAUGUUGUCUCGCGCACGAGCUGAAGGUCUUCUUGAGCUAGCUUCACGUCUUUGCUCGCGAGGUCAGUUAUGCAUGAUUCAGACAUGCAAAAGGACGAACUCGCUCUACCAGGAAAUUAUAAAACGAGUCCAAAUCCAGAGUAUGGAGCAGCAACCUCCGAAUAUCUGUCUGAGAGCAAAUGCAACUCACUCCACGCUUGGUAUAACUGCUUCACUGAUUCAAACUUGAGAGUUCAUCAAAAGCGAUAACAUUUUUAAACACCUUGAAACUAAAAACCAUUAGUGGGAUCAGAUUGCCAGAAAGAGCAGAAGCUGAUAUCCAUCGCAGCAAAAUGGCAUUGCCUUCCUUUCCAUCUGUAUGGGCUUUGCUGUGUCUGCUUGUACUAGUAGAGGCUCACUCGGAUGGUGUUGAUUACUAUUUGCCAACUUGCCCGCAAGCAACAUCCGUCGUCAAGGAAAAAGUCACCGAAUAUUUGAAGCACAACAAGAAUCUGGCAGGGGGAUUUCUGCGAUUGCAUUUCCAUGACUGCUUUGUAAGGGGUUGCGAUGCAUCUGUUCUUCUGGACUCACCAGAAAAAACAGCAGAGAAGGAUGCACCAGGCAAUGCGGUAUCGUUGAGGGGAUUCGAAGAGAUUGCGGAGAUGAAGUCAUUGUUGGAAGAUCAGUGUCCCGGCAUUGUGUCAUGCGCCGACAUCGUUGCUCUGGCUGCUCGUGACGCCGUCGUCAAGGUAGGAGGCCCAAGCUGGCCUGUAGCUUUGGGGCGCAAGGAUGGUUACAUAUCGUCGGACGUGGAAACGAACGCGAGUCUCCCGACUACAUUCAUGAGCUUCGAGGAACUGGUGCAAAACUUUGCCGCCGUGGGGCUGGAUGAGGACGAGAUGGUCGUUCUUUCAGGAGCACACACGAUCGGUCGAUCCACAUGCUUGUCAGUAAAAAACCGCCUGUAUGAAUUCGACGGAGUUGAAGGCGCGGUCGACCCGUCACUCGACAGCGACUUGGCGGAUCAGCUCAAGAAAAAGUGUCCUCAGAACGAGGAUGGAGAAAUCCUUGAGAUGGAUCCGACCAAGAACACAUUCGACCAUCUCUACUUCAAGGCUGUUCUGGCCAAUAAGGGAAUUUUCCACUCUGAUGCUCAGCUUCUGACCACUGAAGUCGGUAAGAAGCUGGUCAAGAAGUAUUCUGUACCCGGAUCAUCCUUCUCCCAAGACUUCGCCGCAGCCAUGGUGAAGAUGAGUAACAUUCAGUGGAAUCCCCUGGGAGAAGUUCGCAGAGUCUGUUCCGCCGUCAACCAGUAACGCAGGCAUGGAAGGGGAAGCUGCAAAGCAGAACAGAAGCUUUACUUCAGUGCGCCAUGUUCGUGAUCAACACCGCUGCGAAGGCGGUCAAAUUGGUCAAUUAGCAGUUAGUUUGAACUUCUAUCUGAUAAAUAUUACAGUGUAGGUAUUAAGCAUAUUUCCGGUCUUCAGCCUACUGCCUUGUACAAUUACAGCUUCAUUAGAAUGGCGACAUGACACGGAAGAUCUCGCAGGUUUUGCUCUUGGCUUCCAACCAUCCUGAAUUUCACGUGAACAGUUCACACGAUAGAACAGUUUCCCCGCUUCAUAGCCUUGAUGGGAUUUGGGACUAUUCAGAUUCAUCGUGCAGAUCGUUAUUAUUCACAUCCCUGUAGUAGUCACAUGUUAAAGACAAAUAAUAUUCUUGAGCUAUUCUUGAAAAGACCGGAAUAUAAGAGGA